Orycteropus afer afer is the source of this 1980-nucleotide messenger RNA. RefSeq names its product sterile alpha motif domain containing 11 (gene SAMD11). The record is from RefSeq and is a predicted model, not a curated record. Gene Ontology annotation, biological process: positive regulation of transcription by RNA polymerase II. NCBI's taxonomy places the organism in Eukaryota, Metazoa, Chordata, Mammalia, Tubulidentata, Orycteropodidae. Gene Ontology annotation, molecular function: RNA polymerase II cis-regulatory region sequence-specific DNA binding; protein binding; DNA-binding transcription activator activity, RNA polymerase II-specific.
AUGUCCAAGGGCAUCCUGCAGGUGCACCCUCCCAUCUGCGACUGCCCUGGUUGCCGAAUCUCCUCCCCAGUGAACCGGGGCCGACUGGCAGACAAGAGGGCCAUCGCCCUGCCCCCCGCACGGGUCCUGAAGAAGGAGCCAGCCCCCAGCUUCCUGGCCAGUGAUGGCGCCAGUGACGGGAGCAGCCUGGCCUGCAGGCGGCGGCCGGGUAUGAAGAGGGAGGACGAUCUGCGCGUCAGUAUCAUGAAGAGAAGGGUCCACACCCACUGGGAUGUGAACAUCUCCUUCCGAGAGACAUCCUGCAGCCAGGACAGUGACCUCUCCACUCUCAUAUCCAGUGUGCACCGCAGCCGCCACCUCGUGAUGCCUGAGCCCCAGAGCCGCUGCGAAUUCCAGAGAAGCAGUGCGGAGCUCGGCCUGGGAGCCGCAGGUGACCUAUUGGGCAAGAGGCUGGGCCCCUCCCCCCACAUCAGCAUUGACUGCCCAUCUGAGAAGAAGGCCCGAAGAAGCAGCGAGUCCCCCUCAGAGACUCUGCUGCUGCCGGAGCUUGGGCCAAGUAUGGCCCCUGAGGAGCAUUACCGCCGCCUUGUGUCGGCGCUGAGUGAGGCAGGCACCUUCGAGGACCCACAGCGGCUCUACCACCUGGGCUUGCCCAGCCACGAUCUUCUGAGGGUCCGCCAGGAGGUGGCAGCUGCAGCUGUGCGGAGCCCCAGUGGCCUGGAAGUUCACCUGCCUUCGUCCACAGGUCAGCGUCGGAAGCAGGGCCUGGCCCAGCACCGGGAAAACAUCGCCCCAACAGCUACCCCAUCCUUCCCAGAGAGGGAGCUGUCGCAGCCGCCCCCCCUGCUGUCGCCCCAGAAUGCCCCGCACAUUGCUCUGGGUCCCCACCUCAGGCCCCCCUUCCUGGGGGUGCCCUCGGCUUUGUGCCAGACCCCAGGCUACGGCUUCCUGCCUCCUGCCCAGGCAGAGAUGUUCGCCCGGCAGCAGGAGUUGCUGCGGAAACAGAACCUGGCACGGCUGGAGAUGUCCGCUGAGCUGCUCCGGCAGAAGGAGCUGGAGAGCGCGCACCGCCCGCAGCUGCUGGCGCCUGAGCCCGCCCUGCGCCCGCCCGACGGCGCCGAGGAGCUGCAGCGGCGCGGGGCCAUGCUGGUGCUGAGACACAGCUCGGCGCCGCUUCUGGCGCUGCCCCCUCAGGGCCCCCCUACCCCUCCCCGAGAGCCUGCUCGUCGGGCCGCCCGGAAAGGGGCGCCAGGACAGGCUCCACCUCGGCCCAAUGAGCCCAAGGAGACUGCGGGGGCCGGACUUUGGGUACAGGAUGGCUCUGAGGACGAGCCCCCCAAGGACUCCGAUGGAGAGGACACAGAGACGGUGGUUCCAGGGGACCAGGGCCCCACCCUGGACCAAACCCCAGCUGGAGGAGGGGCCGGCGCAGAGGGGAAAGGAGUGCUCUCAGGGCCCACACUGCCCCCUGCAUUGCCCCUGGGCCUCCCCUACACCGUCAACCCCUACUUCCACACAGGCGCUGCAGGGGGGCUCUUCAUAGACAGGGAGGACGCCACAGCCCCUGAGGAUGUCAGCAAGUGGACAGUGGAUGACGUGUGCAGCUUUGUGGGGGGCCUGUCUGGCUGUGGGGAGUAUGCACCGGUCUUCAGAGAACAGGGGAUUGAUGGGGAGACCCUGCCCCUGCUGACUGAGGAGCACCUGCUGACCACCAUGGGGUUGAAGCUGGGCCCUGCACUCAAGAUCCGGGCUCAGGUGGCCAGGCGCCUGGGCCGAGUGUUCUACAUGGCCAGCUUCCCCGUGGCUCUGCCACUGCAGCCACCACCACUGCGGGCCCCUGAGCGGGAACUCACAGCUGGGGAGCAGUCCCCAUCCCUGGAAACAGCCACCUCCCCCUAUGGCCGAGCCUCACCCCAGCAAGAGAAUGGAACUGCCACCCUGCUCCCUGUGGCCACCGACCCCUCCCAGCCCCUGUGCUGA